Messenger RNA from Uloborus diversus, 2580 nucleotides. RefSeq names its product dynein axonemal assembly factor 5-like (gene Dnaaf5). Gene Ontology annotation, molecular function: dynein intermediate chain binding. Lineage: Eukaryota; Metazoa; Arthropoda; Arachnida; Araneae; Uloboridae. The coding region runs from base 61 to 2568 and encodes 835 amino acids. The record is from RefSeq and is a predicted model, not a curated record. Gene Ontology annotation, cellular component: cytoplasm. The transcript has 10 exons. Gene Ontology annotation, biological process: cilium movement; outer dynein arm assembly; inner dynein arm assembly.
UGUGCUAUUGUUGAUAAUUCUUGUUUUAUAUAUGGUUAAUAUUUAAGACACAAUAAGUGAAUGAUGAACUCUAAGAGUGAUAAUACUGCUUCUGAUUCUGAUCAGUUUGUUCAGUGCGUUUCAAUUCUUUGCGAAAAGUUAGUCAAGUGUAAAAAGGAGGAUUUUAUCCUAAAGCGCGAUACGUUGAUAGAAAUCGGAACAGAAUGCGCAAAAUUGAAAACUUUAGAUCUCCGAGAGAGCAAAAGUGACAUUUUUGAUCUCGUUAUUAAGCCUCUUCUGCCUGCUCUUUGUGACAGUAGUGAAAAGUGUAGGGAACUUGCUUCCAAAAUUUUGAUUCAGAUUUUCGAGAAGUGUCCCCUUCUGGAAUCUUAUCUUCGGGUCAUACACGCUUUGGUUCCUCGAUUGUCAAAAUCAGAUGAAAGGGAAUCGUCCGAAGAAGUAAGGCUUCUAGAAAUCGACUUACUGUGCAAAAUUGUUGAGAAAUAUGAAGGCAGUUUGUUGAAGUACUUCACCGAUAUAACAAACAUUCUGUGUGCUUGUGUGAUAGAUAGCUUUCCUGAAGUGAAGCGCAGAAGCUGUGAGUGCGUUUCAGUGUUAGCUAAACAGCAGCAGGAGAACUUUCACAUGAUAUCUUCUAAUCUCUUAAGUCCACUUUUUCAAACACUGUCACACCAACACUUUAAAACACGCACACAAUGUGUUUAUGCUAUUGGAUCCAUCUUCUGUCAUGGAAGUAGCCAAGAUUUUGAGUUGGCUUUAAGCCAGUUGGCGCAAAGAUCCUUUGAUCAUUCCCCGUUUGUUCGCACGGCCGUGAUGGAAGUGGUUGCUGAUUGGCUUUUGAUGUUUAAAGACCGAUACUCCUAUUUCCAUCAACUGAUACCCAUUAUGCUAUCCACCUUGUUCGAUGAGGUUGAAAAAAUCAGAAAUAAAGCUAUGAUAUUAUGGAGAAAAGCAGGUGAUCAAUACGUAUCAGAAAAUGAGAAAGAUUACAAAGAUCUCAUCGAUUUUCCAAGACCUGAUCCAGAGAAUUAUCCUGAUCCUGGAAAUCGGCCACCCGUUGGUUGCCGCAUCUUAGUUCAGAGACAUUUCUACAAUAUUCUUCCACCUUUACUGAAUGAUUUGUCUGAUUGGGUUGUCGAGACGAGAGUAAAGUCCAGUCAGGUACUCUAUUCCUUGAUCCUGCAUGCAGAGGAAAAGGCUACAAUGCAGUUGUCAUCUAUACUAAAGGGCAUUGUAUUCGCUGCUAAUGAUGAAGCUAAAGAAUCCAGAAAUUAUGCUCUCCGGUCAUGUGAGCUGCUUGGCUUCUUUCUAGAACCCAAUCUGUUGUGUGACAGCAUCCUUACUCUGAUUCACAAGAGCCCUUCGUCCAUCCAUCUCAGUCUGUUAGCUGCAGCCCUGAGGGGCCGAAAAAAGCCCCUGCCCAAGGACUGCUUCAACCAGAUUAUCAAAUUGCUUGCUGAUCCAGCCAUUGCUAGAGUCAGAGAGGUAAGGGAACAAGCCAAUCUGCUGUUAUGCCUUGAAGGUUUGCUCGGAGUUGGAAAUGAAAUUGUAUCUUUGAAUUCUUACCAGAUUUUUACAAUCCUGUGUACAGUUUGUGGAUUAGCUCAAGACACUUCACUUUUUAUAGCGAGCAAAAAUCUAUUUAAGAAACUAGCUGAUGUACAGAACUGCUCUCUUGAAGAGCUUUUUGGGCUUCAUUCCAUUCAGUUACUAGAAGCUUUGACAUCAAAUAAUGAACUAUGGACAUCACAAAGCCCUGAAAUAUUCAUCUUUGGUUUUCUUAUAAAAUCAGAUUAUCUGAAUGAAAAUGUCAUGGAAAUGGUAGUUCCAGUGAUGACAAACAACUUGGACAUCACUAAAGAUAUUAAGCUCCGCAGCUUAGUCCUCACUGCAUCCAUCCAUGUUUUGAGAAAAUUGACCUCAGCUAAAACUGACCAUAUUUCAAAAAAAGUGCUUGAUUUCAUCCAAUUCGGAAUUUUUCCAAACCUGUCGUGGGCUCCUGGUAAAGCAUCCACUGCUUUGAGGACACUUACAGUUGCAGUUCUCUUUGAAAUUGUUUCCAAAACUUUCAUCACACCCACAAUGUGGGAUGCAAUAGCUGAUGAACUCCUGACACUGCUCACCGCAUUGUGUGAAGACGAAGACAAGUCUAAUCGCCUCCUUGCUUGCAAGAUCUUGGACUCAGCUCUGCCUAAGAUGCGAGACCACAUAGACGAGCACCGAAUCCACAACACUUGCUUUGAGUUUCAGCAGUGUUUAGAGGAUGAAUCUGAGGAAGUUCGCAUCAUGACAACUAGACUCCUGAGCACAUACGUCAAUUCUUUCCCAAAAGACUACCACUGGGAGGCAUACAGAGCUCAUGUGAGGAAGAUGUAUGAAAAUGCCCUUAUUCAUUUGGACGAUAGAAAUGGGAAGGUUCAGCAGAGCGUAUUGAAACUUCUGAAAGAUAUUGCACAUGCUGCACCAAGUGUCUUGAUGGAAGAAAUUGAAUCUAAACGAUACCUGAUGGCUGCUGGUGAUUACUGUGAUGAACUCCUUAAACAUGUACAAAGCUUAAAUGUUGGUUGAAAUAAAAUUAGU